UUUACAUCGACUAAGUUGUCUGCGUGAGGAUUAAUAUUCUAAUUCGACCAUCGACGCGUUGAGCCCUGAACGCGUUCAUCCCCUAAUCUUUCCUCGCCACAUUCAAAAUCUAUAAGAACCACGAAAUCGGGCAAUUCUAUCAUGGCUAGAGCCACUCGUUCAGCCACACAGCAGAAUGAAAAAGAUAAACAGCCAGACCCAGGAGUUUCACAGCGCGCAAAGCAAUCCACAAAGAAACGCAAGCGCGUUUCACUCCCAGACGAUGACCAGCCUGCACAAAAGCAGCAUCGUGCAGAGAAUGGCGUAAAGGAGGAAUCAACAGACGACAAGUUGUCCAAGGGAAAGAUGCCCGAGCUCGACCAUGUAGCCGAUGUCCCUCUAGACACUCCAAUCGCGCAAAAGGUCCUUGAAAUCCUUGAAAUGGUCGACUCUCAAGGUCUUCUCGACCGUGUCUUUCCUCUACCUGCCAUACAUCCAUCCCAACCCUCCACUUCAAAAUCGCAAACGGGAACGUGUUCUCUACGUACCCUCCUCAGUGAUUCAUCACAGCACCCACUCAGGGUGCUGCAUUCCGCAGUCCAGAAUCUAUUUCCAGAGGUGCAUCACGCGAGGUCUCGUCCAUCCUCUGCUGCUGCACUGCAACUGCGCUUUUGUAAUCUUGCUAUCUCCCUCCUCAACCAAGCAUCCUUCCACUCCGUUCCGCUGCCGCUUGACAUCGAAUCCAUAAUACCAGUCAAUCCAGAGCCGUGUGUUGCAGAUGCACCACCUCUCAACCUGAGCCUCCCUGACAAAAUAUCUCAUACCGGACAGGGUAAGAAAUAUGCCCUUAUGCAACGCCUCCCAUCCGGCACCUGGUGGUCAUCCCUCGGCUCAGACCUCUUAACUGACUCAAAAGAGUUCAAAGACCUCCAAACUGCCAACGCAGAACUUGUUGCCAUCCUCCCCUCACCUUCGUCUCUUGCACACUCUGAUGACACCUCCAAGUCGACUAUCACUCUUACAGACACGCAGGCUCCAAUGACGCUGGGUGCCUAUGUACCGAAGAAGCCUCCAGGGCAUCGGUCGAAGCUCCUCGGCCCUCGGCACGUGAGCUGCGGGUCAUUUUUGGACUAUGGUCCCUAUGCAAGCUUCGCUCCGACCUUUGAUCAGGAAGGAGUGGAGAUUGGAAGAGAGGCGCUUGGGGAGGUCUUGUGGAGAUGGGAGGAUAGGAAGAAGCGUUGGGCUACUGAGAAAGCGCGUGCUGCUGAGGAGGCUGCACAGUGUUCGCCCAUGGCGGGGUUGGAGGAAGACAAGGAAGAGCAUAAUAACGUCAUCGACCCGUCACUUGAGGAGAGUCUUGAUGAUGAUGAAGAGGCUUUGGAGGGCUUGCUUUCAAAAGAGCAGAUUGCCUCCCUGAAAUCUGUCCUCAAGAGCUUAGAGUUAGAGAAUGCCAUUCAGGAGCUGUUAGAUCGGAAUACGAAAGCUCUUAGGCGGUUGGAAGAGCUUCAGAGACAACGGCUGAUGAAAGAUGGGGGAUUUCAUCCAGUCGAAGAAGGAUCAGAAGAGUGGGAUACUGCUCAAAGCAUUCUCGAGUCACUCACCUUGCUGGCAUCACUACGACCUCGACAGUCGGGAAGUGCUGAUGUACCACUCAUUCCCUCCACAGCCACACUUCACAAACUACAUCGCACGCUCCCUGUUGCACCCUCACAAGGCUGGCAUGGUACCCUACCUACAGGUCGUACAACAGCUCUUCGCGACAACUCAACACUGUACAUCAAGUCCACCGCUACCGCAGUGCCCUCUCUACCAUCAGCCACGCCUACGCCAGUCCCUGCAACAGCCGCUACUGCUACACCAGCUGCCGCAACAGCCGCAGUUGCACAGAACUACCAGUACUCGUAUAACUAUGCAGCUGCAGGCUACCGCGGGAGUUAUCAGUACAAGCCAGGACAGACACCCUCCUACUACCCCGCUUCAUAUGGCACACAGGGACAGACCCAAGCUGCCACGCAAUAUUAUGCUAAUCAGCAAUACGCAACAUCAGGGCAACAGCAAUACGCCUACUCUUCCUGGUAUCAGUAUCAACCUCCAACCCAAGCUGCUGCCGCCAGCACUAGUACGACAACUGCUCCGGGAACACCUCAGACGGGUGCAGUUGCAGCAGCAACUACACCUGCAACCCCAUCUGCAACGAUUCCAACGAGUUAUGCAGGGUUUUUCAGUAAUACUGCACAGGCUGGACAGCGCGCAGUAGCGAACACUGUCACCGCAAAACCACUCCAGGCUGCUGCAGGCACAAUUUGGGGCACAGGAACAGCUGGCGCGAGUGGCUACGUUCCUCCAACGCUCCCUCCGCAUAUGCGAACCGCUGCUGCAGGCGGUACCGCACAGCAAGGGGGGUAUACUUACCAGCCUAAUUAUUAUGGGGCGUAUCAGGCUCAACCUCAGGUUUCGACUGCUGCGUCUCCUGCCCAGUAACAGCAAUGAUGGGUGUUUUGAUCUUUUGUUUUAUGUCUUAGUUUCAAAAUUAUAUUUUUCUUUCGUUUGCUGUGUGCCCCGCUUGGUGUGGUUUAAACUGGGUGGGGGUACAAUAUGAGCUAUGCCGUGGUAGUAGAUUGUUGUGAUAAUUAAUAAUGAUUAAUUGGAGCUUGGAGGUUUG
Messenger RNA from Suillus fuscotomentosus, 2641 nucleotides. RefSeq lists its product as uncharacterized. The transcript has 4 exons. Lineage: Eukaryota; Fungi; Basidiomycota; Agaricomycetes; Boletales; Suillaceae. The record is from RefSeq and is a predicted model, not a curated record. The coding region runs from base 142 to 2460 and encodes 772 amino acids.